AUGCGCACUGGUAUCUUUGCUCUUGCUGCCCUCCUCGUGAGCGGCGUCAUGGCCGAUGAUGGAGAAUGGCGCAAGGUUGAGCCCCAUACCAUGAAGGCUCUCCGUGAGCUCCGUGCCCGUCAGAGCGGUGGCUCUUCGUUCAUCCCUGGCACCACCCAGGGCCACGGCAAGAACUGUGUCGACGCCUUUGGAGCUGGAUACGAGCUCUGUGCCGACAGCAAGGUCUGCUACAACCCAACUGAGGGUGAUCUCUGCUGCUCCGAAGGCUACAGGCUGCUAACUGCUUUCCAGGGACUUGACCCCAAGGAGUGUGCCAAACAGCACAACGUCGAGCUCCCUCCAACCUAUGGCAACGGCAACACCAAGCCCUCUGGCGCCCCCUAUCCCACCGGAAGCACUCCUCCCACCGGCGGCUCUCACUCUACCGGCGCUCCUAAGCCCACUGGAACUCUCCCAACUCGCACUGGCACUCUUCCCACUGGCACUCACACCGGCCCAACUGCCACCAGCCCACCAAUCUACACUGGUGCUGCCACCCACAACGCCGUCCAGGGAGCUGCCGCCGCCAUUGUCGCUCUCGGCCUCGUCCAGAAUUUCUUGUAA
This is a messenger RNA of Trichophyton verrucosum HKI 0517, 603 nucleotides long. RefSeq lists its product as uncharacterized. The transcript has 2 exons. Bases 1 to 603 code for a protein of 200 amino acids. Lineage: Eukaryota; Fungi; Ascomycota; Eurotiomycetes; Onygenales; Arthrodermataceae. The record is from RefSeq and is a predicted model, not a curated record.